AACUACACAAAGCCAGAGAUUCUAUCCAUGACACCUGAUGAAGUUUCCAUCCAUGGCCGAAACCAUGCAGUUAUUAAAGGAAGAAACCUGGAAUCAGUCACAAAGGUCCAUUUCCAAGGAAAAAUGGACUGCAAUCCAAAAGAGUCCCCAGUAUUGUCCCAUUCUAAAAACUCCAGUUCCCAUGAGUUUCUGACAUUCCGCAUUCCCAGCAGAGCCGUGAAAGGCACUGUGAGAGUGUGUUUACUGAUGGUGGAUGGCCAGUGUCAUGGCAAUGUCAAACUCACCUACGACACCCCGCCAAUCUGCAACCAUCUGGAACCAAAUACCACAUGGGCCAGCGGAGGCAGAGAGAUCAUGUUAAACGGUUCUAACCUGAAGUUUGUGGAAAAGGUGAAGCACAAAGAUCAACCUGAGGAGUUCACCCUCAAGAGAAAGAAGGAGACGCUGGUCUACUUCACCCCUGCUGGUGUGCUGGACUCUGCUGGGUCCAGACAGGUGUCUGUGGAGCUGCUGGUGGGGAACACCUCAGUGACCUGCAGAGAGGAGCUCACCUACCUCCCAGACCCACAAUUCACCAGCUUCACCACCACACGCAUGGGCAAAGACAUGUCCGUCAUCAUACAGAAAAAUUCAGACCCCCUGGAGCUAAAAGUCUCAGAGAUCCAGGUCCAGGCCAUGCCGGCGGAGGUGCCCCAUCCCUGUGUGAUAGACCGGAUCGAAGACAGCACUUCAGUUCUUUGUGUUAUUGAAAAUCAGCCGGACAUCAGCAUAGACUCACUAAAGAUCACUGUUGGAAAUUUUUCAUUCAACCUUCAAAAAAGCCAGAACCUGCUCUACGUCACUGUCAUCUCUAUUGGCAUGUUAGCCAUUUGUGCUCUUGUGUGCUACUUUUACUUUAAAAAGAAGAGAGAAGAUGUGAAGACUCCCUGCAGAGAAACCACCAAACCAGAUUGCUUCCUUUCUGAUGAUCAGAAUUCCUUGUACGAAGACGUGCAGGAGGAUGAAAGGGGACCCAUCUCAGUUGCUUUACUGAGAGAAUCAAUGGUGGAGCACUAUGAUGAUGUCACUGCUGAUUACUAUGAGACCAACCUUUAUGAGUCUUUGAGAGAGGAGGGGCUGGAGGAUUAUGAUGACAUCACCACUGAUGAGAAUGCCCCUAAUGUGACCGAGGGUGACUUGGAGGAGACGAAGCAUGCCAAUGAAAAAGAACAGGACUAUUAUGAUGACAUCACAAAUGAAGAUGACCUUCAAAUGACAUCAGCUAUUGCAGGGAUGAUGACAGCAGACCAAGCUCAAGAGUAUGAUGAUGUCAUCACUGAGUCUUUGAGAGAGGAUGGGCUGGAGGAUUAUGAUGACAUCACCACUGAUGAGAAUGCCUCUAAAAUGACCAAGGUGGAGGAGAAGAAGCAUGCCAAUGAAAAAGAACAGGACUAUUAUGAUGACAUCACAAAUGAAGAUGACCUUCAAAUGAUAUCAGCUAUUGCAGGGAUGAUGACAGCAGACCAAGCUCAAGAGUAUGAUGAUGUCAUCACUGUUACCAUGGAGAUGAAUCUUUGAGUGGUGGUCCACAAUGGUGAUAUACGAAAAGUCACACUUCCUGGCAAACCAGCCACUGAUUCAUCAGUUGGAGAAGAGCUUGCAGCUUGAAUACAAGUUCAGCCUGCAGUAUGGAGAUCCAGACUUUAGCAAUGCUCUGUGUAACCUUAAAGAGGACAUGGAAUGGACGAAUCAAGUAUUGUACUGUGUUCUCUUAUGUUAAAAUAGUAUAUAUAUUCAACUUUGAUUUAUAAAAAAGAAACUCAAUUGCAAUUUUACAAGUCCAAUUAAAACCGUUUUAAAUCUGUUUUUUUAGUGGCUAUUUCAUGAUGGCUCUCUUUGGUUAU
Molecule: messenger RNA, 1883 nt
Organism: Sardina pilchardus (European sardine)
Lineage: Eukaryota; Metazoa; Chordata; Actinopteri; Clupeiformes; Clupeidae
Product: plexin-D1-like
Exons: 15
Coding region: 28-1557 (509 amino acids)
Biological process (GO): negative regulation of cell adhesion; regulation of cell shape; regulation of cell migration
Cellular component (GO): plasma membrane; semaphorin receptor complex
Molecular function (GO): semaphorin receptor activity
Source: RefSeq, a predicted model, not a curated record